This is a messenger RNA of Penicillium cosmopolitanum, 369 nucleotides long. RefSeq lists its product as uncharacterized. NCBI's taxonomy places the organism in Eukaryota, Fungi, Ascomycota, Eurotiomycetes, Eurotiales, Aspergillaceae. The transcript has a single exon. The record is from RefSeq and is a predicted model, not a curated record. Bases 1 to 369 code for a protein of 122 amino acids.
AUGUCCGCCAAUCAUAUUAACAGAGCAGCUGUUUUUUGUUUCAGCGGGGUCAAGGGUAGAAUUUUCAUCGUCUUAUUCGGGAACUCCUCCACGCUUCGCCAGUGGGGAUCAAAGUCCAAUCCGGUCAGUCGAGUCAUUAUCGCCUCGUCAUGGACUGAGAACGGUCCAAAUCCCACCAUCACUGCCAACUUUUCUUGCCAUGCCUCACCUGCGAGAACGAUCGCUUCCUAUACGGGAUCUCCUUUGGCGGCCAAAUGGCCAGGUAUCCGCUCCACAUUCCGAUCAUCGGGAAUUGCCAAUGAGAAGAGGGCUACAACUCUCAAGGCCAUGGUCUACAUUCCUGGACGCUCCAGGAAACCCUCCGAUUAG